CCCAAGUUAUGAUUGCUGGGCUCCUUGGAUUGGACCUAAUACCCGAAAGUCAGACAUUGUUCUAAACACUGAGCAUGCAAAACUACAAAAAACAAAGUCCUGUGAUGUUCCAGAUCUUGACAUCACAGAGGAAAGGUUGAUGCAGUGAGGAAGCUGUGCAAAGAAUGUGGAUUGGACACAAAGGGUUCAAGGAUGGAUCUUGUGUUACGUUUGCGAACAGAGAUGCAAAACCGCUCUGCGUACGACAAAAUCUUCCAGCAGAUUUGGGGUGCUUCUGGUGGCUGGGCAGUCAUUACAUGUCCAUGUGGAAUAGUGUAUUCCAUCAAAUUCAACAUAAGAGCAGAGUCUCCCAGAGACUUUGCGGACUUGCUGCUGAGUUGGAAGCACUUUCCUAAUGUUGUAAUAUACGACUUUGCUAGAGGACUUGCAGCACACGUUAAUCUUCGUGAAGCAGAUUCUCUACCUUUCAGUCCCCAUGAAGGGAGACUUGCUGAACCAACUACAGCAAAUAUCCAGCUAGCAAAAGAAGGCAAGCUCAAAAUUAAUCUACCAUGGUUGAAAAAUAAGGAGGAGGAGGAGGAGGAUACCAACUGCCAUCCUUUGACAGGAUCAUCAGAGCAUUAUGCUUUGUAUGACAGAUUCCAUGAAUUCAACACCAAAGACCCAAGAGAUGCUCUUAGGAGAGUCCAAGUAGUCCCAGAACUUUGUGGAUGGGUAAAUACUCAAACCGCAGAGCAACUUUUUGCUGCAAUGCGCAAAAACAAUUAUUUCCUGAACAUGCUCACGCCAUCAGGACACACAUUUUUGAUGCGCAACAUCAUUCACCAUUAUAACACAGCACAGAAUAAGAACAUGGAGGACAGCCUAAGAAAAGUUGUAUCACCAAGUGAUCAGUUAACCUUCAAUGGUUAUGGUCAGAUAGUACUUGGUACACCUCCACAGUCCCUAAAUGAUAGUGAGAGACUCACCUGUGGUAUUACACAAAUAGACCAAGUACACUACCCCAGCCAAGGUUCAGUGAUGGACAUGACAGCCCUACGAAAUGUGCAGACAAACAGGGCAUGCUGGAUGCAUCCACAAAGCAGUGACCAAAUGAAGAUGUAUGUUGAAUUGUUUUGCAUUUUUAUGCAAUGUGUAUAAUCAUACUUACAAUUGUUUUUGAUUUUCUAGAUA
Molecule: messenger RNA, 1173 nt
Organism: Ctenopharyngodon idella (grass carp)
Lineage: Eukaryota; Metazoa; Chordata; Actinopteri; Cypriniformes; Xenocyprididae
Exons: 5
Coding region: 193-1140 (315 amino acids)
Source: RefSeq, a predicted model, not a curated record